Molecule: messenger RNA, 1754 nt
Organism: Branchiostoma floridae (Florida lancelet)
Lineage: Eukaryota; Metazoa; Chordata; Leptocardii; Amphioxiformes; Branchiostomatidae
Product: suppressor of SWI4 1 homolog
Exons: 13
Coding region: 165-1631 (488 amino acids)
Biological process (GO): rRNA processing; ribosomal large subunit assembly
Cellular component (GO): preribosome, large subunit precursor
Molecular function (GO): rRNA binding
Source: RefSeq, a predicted model, not a curated record
AGUGGACUAUUCCAAAUAUGACCUUUAACCUAUCACACGUGGUCUUGUUGCAGCUGUAGUGUCGGAACAAAUCUCCGAGUUUUCUACACUUGAAAAACUAUAUCUUAAGAUAGAUAUUGGACGAGAAGGAUAUAGCUUGUCCCCUGGAGUCUUUUCUGGGAUUAAUGGCGCGUAAGAAGAGCGGGAAAAGGAAGGGGAAGGCCGCCAAGCAGGCCAAGCAGAAUGCUGAGUACGAGAGGGAAGACCUGAAGAAGGCUCCUCACACGUUUGUGAUCGCCCGAGGCAAGGUGGGGAACAAUGUGGGCCAGCUGGUCAAGGACAUGCGUAGAGUCAUGGAGCCUUUCACUGCUUCAAACCUCAAGGUGAGGAAGAAGAAUGUCCUUAAGGACUUUGUUGCUGUUGCUGGUCCCCUGGGAGUGACUCACCUGGUCAUCUUCACCAAGACUGACAAAGGAGUCAACAUGAAAUUUUCACGUCUACCGAGAGGUCCCACCCUGUCCUUCAAGGUUGACAGCUACGCGCUGUGCAAGGACGUGCUGUCCACGCUGAAGAGACAGCAGACAUACGCUUCCCAGUUCCAGCACUCCCCGCUACUAGUGCUCAACAACCUGGCACGGGAAGGCAUGCACUUCAAACUCAUGUCCACCAUGUUUCAGAACAUGUUCCCUUCGAUCAACAUCCACAGGUUGAAGCUCAACACCAUCAAGAGAUGUGUACUCUUCACCUAUGACCCCGACACAAACAUGGUGGACUUCAGACAUUACAACAUUAAGGUCGUACCAAUCGGCAUGAGUAGGGGGGUGAAGAAACUGCUCCAGUCCAAGGUGCCCAACCUCAAGAAGUAUGAGGACGUCAGCGAGUACAUCUUAGGGGGUGGAAACCUUUCUGAGAGUGAGGCUGAGCCUGAUGGUGAUCAGAAUGAGGUUGACCUGCCACAGCAGGUCGCUGGUCGAGGAAACGAGGCUUCGCAGAAAAGUGCCAUCAGACUAACAGAGAUUGGUCCGAGACUGAGACUCCAGCUGGUAAAGAUAGAAGAGGGGCUGUGUGAGGGAGACGUCAUCUUCCACCAGUUUGUGACAAAGUCAGCAAAGGAGAUAGAAGAACUCAAAGAAAGACGAGAGGAAAAGAAAAUGAUCAAAGCACAGAGGAAGGCUGAGCAGGAUGCAAACAUCAAGAAGAAAGAGCAACUCAAGGAGGAGAACAAGCAGCGAUCUCUGGCAGGCAUAAAGAGGAAGCAGAAAGACAAUACAGCAGUUAAUGAAGAAAACCCUGAGGACUCCUCUGAUGAUGACACAAAGUACUACAGGCAGGAGGUUGGGGAGGAACCAGAUGCAGACUUAAUGCUGUCACGAACAUCAAAGAGGAAACCAGGCAGGCAAGACUUUUCUGAGAAAAGAAAGAGGCCAAGGAGUGAAAGUCGGCCUCAAGGUGCCCACGGAAACAGGAACUUCAAGAAGCCGAGGAGGGAAGGACCGGGAAAGCCUGGGUUUAAAGGACAGAAGGGGGGGUUCAAAAGGAAACAGUUUGAUGAGGGGAAGGGAACCGGAGAACAGAAGAAGUUCGGGCCAAAAGGGAAAGUGUACAGGGUCAAGGGAACAAAAGGACCUAUGAAGGGGAAACGUUCAAGAUAAUAGUAUUGAUGUUAGCUUGAGAGUUCAUCUGUGUUGGUAGAACUACUUUAACUGUAAUAUCCAACACGAAAAUUGGGUUCACACAAAUUUUCGACAGAACAGCACCAGUCUUUGCCAAGGAAU